AUGAAAGCCUUCUCUACCGCUCUCCUCGCUGGGGUAGCUUCAGCUGCCAUUGCUCCACAACAACAGCCUCUUCAAUUGCCCAAGUCCUUCCCUUCCGAAGCCAAGAAUGUCCUGGACAACCAGCUCCAUCAUCUCAAAGAUGCCCUUAAAGGGCUCACCGUCGAAGCCGCAGCGAUCUGGGACGAGGUGGCUGCUCUCUAUCCCGAAGACAUGAGCCGCGCCAGCUUCUUUUCCACACCCAAGAAACAUACUCGCCGACCGGACCAUGAGUGGGAUCACAUUGUUCGUGGCGCCGAUAUUCAGAAAGUGUGGAUUCAAAAUGCCGACGGCGAACAAGAGCGUCGUCUUGAUGGCAAGCUGGAUACAUAUGACCUUCGAGUCCAGUCAGUCGACCCUAGCUCUCUCGGUGUCGAUCCCCACGUCAAGCAAUACUCGGGAUACCUGGAUGACAAUGAAAACGACAAACACUUGUUUUACUGGUUCUUCGAGUCCAGAAAUGACCCCAAGAAUGACCCCGUUGUUUUGUGGCUCAACGGUGGCCCCGGCUGCUCGUCUUUGACCGGACUCUUCCUCGAACUUGGCCCCUCUCGCAUCAACGAGAAGCUCGAGUUGGUGUACAACCCAUACUCUUGGAAUGACAAUGCCAGUGUCAUCUUUUUGGAUCAGCCCGUCAAUGUCGGAUAUUCCUACUCGAGCUCCAGCGUUUCCAACACCGUGGCGGCCGGCAAGGAUGUCUAUGCUCUUCUCACCCUCUUUUUCGAGCAAUUCCCGGAGUAUGCGAGCCAAGAUUUCCACAUUGCGGGAGAGUCGUAUGCAGGACACUACAUUCCCGUGUUUGCAUCUGAAAUCAUGUCACACAAGAAAACCAAUAUCAACCUCAAGUCGGUCUUGAUCGGCAACGGACUUACGGAUGGAUUGACCCAGUACGGGUACUACCGACCAAUGGCCUGUGGUGAGGGUGGGUGGCCUGCCGUUCUCGACCCACAAUCCUGCCAGGCCAUGGACAAUGCACUCCCCCGCUGCCUGUCUCUGAUCCAGAGCUGCUACGAUAGUGAGAGCGUGUGGUCGUGUGUCCCCGCCAGUAUCUACUGCAACAACGCCAUGCUCGCCCCUUACCAGCGAACCGGGCAGAACGUUUACGAUGUGCGCAGCAAGUGCAAGGACAGCAGCAACCUGUGCUAUCCCGAGCUUGGAUACAUCAGCAAGUGGUUGAACGACAAGUCCGUGAUCGAAGCCCUGGGUGCAGAAGUGGACAGCUAUGACUCGUGCAACUUUGACAUCAACCGUAACUUUUUGUUCCAAGGGGACUGGAUGCAACCAUUCCAUCGAUUGGUGCCCGGGCUGAUCGAGAAGAUGCCGGUCUUGAUCUAUGCAGGGGAUGCCGACUUCAUCUGCAACUGGCUGGGCAACAAAGCGUGGACCGAAGCGCUUGAAUAUCCAGAUCACGAGGGAUUCGCCGCGGCCGAGAUGAAGGAUCUUCACCUGGAUGGCAGCAAGAACAGGCGGAAGAUUGGAGAGGUCAAGACACAUGGCAACUUUACUUUCAUGAAGAUCCACGCCGGUGGUCAUAUGGUGCCUCUUGAUCAACCAGAAGCCAGCUUGGAGUUCUUCAACCGAUGGUUGGCAAAGGAAUGGUUCUAG
Molecule: messenger RNA, 1641 nt
Organism: Rhinocladiella mackenziei CBS 650.93
Lineage: Eukaryota; Fungi; Ascomycota; Eurotiomycetes; Chaetothyriales; Herpotrichiellaceae
Exons: 1
Coding region: 1-1641 (546 amino acids)
Biological process (GO): proteolysis
Cellular component (GO): fungal-type vacuole
Molecular function (GO): serine-type carboxypeptidase activity
Source: RefSeq, a predicted model, not a curated record